Cladophialophora immunda is the source of this 1075-nucleotide messenger RNA. RefSeq lists its product as uncharacterized. The transcript is spliced from 2 exons. NCBI's taxonomy places the organism in Eukaryota, Fungi, Ascomycota, Eurotiomycetes, Chaetothyriales, Herpotrichiellaceae. Bases 142 to 552 code for a protein of 136 amino acids. Gene Ontology annotation, biological process: protein peptidyl-prolyl isomerization. The record is from RefSeq and is a predicted model, not a curated record. Gene Ontology annotation, molecular function: peptidyl-prolyl cis-trans isomerase activity.
CACUAACCAACCAACUUCGUCAACAUUCAUUCCCAAUUGAACAACUUGGCUUCGUUCCUUGCAGGAAACGCACCACAACUAUUCAACUACCUACGAGACCUCCGUCCGCUGUCACUUAUCCCACAGUCGACACAGCCCACAAUGAAACUCGUCCCCUCUCUCCUCGCCGCGGCAUUGGCCCUGGCCCACCUCGUGUCCUCCACCGGUCUCGAGAUCGACUACCAGACGCCCGACAUUGAAUGCACACGAAAGACCCAGAAGGGCGACAAAAUCGACGUCCACUACCGGGGCACGUUGCAGAGCACGGGCAAGGAGUUCGACUCUUCGUAUUCAAGAGGGACACCGCUGAACUUUCAGCUGGGCGCGGGGAGGGUUAUCAAGGGAUGGGACGAGGGGUUGCUGGACAUGUGUAUUGGGGAGAAGAGGAAGCUGACGAUCCCGCCCGAGCUGGGAUAUGGCGAGAGGAGCGUUGGGCCGAUUCCCGGGAACAGCGUGUUGGUCUUCGAAACCGAGUUGAUGGGGAUCAAAGGCGUCAAGAAGGACGAGUUGUGAUCGACGAGAAAACUAUUGAUGAGAACUUGCGAUGCUCUUAUCGGUUCGGGCGGUGACCUCUGCUGCAUCGUUGGAAUAUGACGGACGGGGAAACACAUCAUCACAGUCAAUGAGGUCCAAAAGGUAUACCAUCGAAAAGGCGUUUGAAAACUGGAACGGUGAGUCUCCAGUUUUGCAGGUUGUCUAGAUAACAAUCCCGCUGUCUGUCAAGGUUUCUUGUUCGGGACGAGAACCAUGACAAGCGCUACUCGAUGACACCGUUGGGGGUUUGCUCUGGAGAAUUUGGCAUUCAGGAGUGGCCCCGGAACGCAUGUGCUUCAUCCUUCCUGUGAUGAACAGCUACCAUGACUGGCAACAACAUGCAACGGGAUUGACGCCGUUUGGAGAAGGAAAUGAGGUUCAAGUUGAUGGACGAGGAACAUACACAUAGAACUUCGGCAUCGCUCAUUGCUUCGAUCACAUCCAUCGCAGCUGGGGUAUCAUAAAAAAUGCCAUAUCUAUAACUGUGGAUCGGUUGACUCUG